This is a messenger RNA of Rosa chinensis, 3689 nucleotides long. Its product is annotated as probable LRR receptor-like serine/threonine-protein kinase At1g56130. The transcript has 25 exons. NCBI's taxonomy places the organism in Eukaryota, Viridiplantae, Streptophyta, Magnoliopsida, Rosales, Rosaceae. The record is from RefSeq and is a predicted model, not a curated record. Gene Ontology annotation, molecular function: protein binding; ATP binding; protein kinase activity. The coding region runs from base 217 to 3384 and encodes 1055 amino acids. Gene Ontology annotation, biological process: protein phosphorylation.
CCUUUCUCAUAUUCUUGGGAUUUGACUUUCUGAUUUUCCCUUAAUUCAACUUUGGUGACGACUGCUGCGGUGCCAGUCUAUUUUCAGUUAGCCACCAUUUCCAAAACUCCUCUCUCUUUCUUUUUAUCUGCUUUGUCUCCGAGUCUUCGCAGAAAGGAAGGAGCCCCAUAUAUAGUUUUGGAUUGAUUGAGCAGGAGAGGAAGGAAGAUCAGAUUCAUGUCACUGGUGGUGUGGUUUUGGUAUGCUGCAGCAGCCUGCAGCAUAUUCAUCUCUGGGUUUGUUGCACAGGCUCAACCCACCACAGAUACCUCUGAAGUGAGAGCGCUGAAUGCAAUCUUUCAGAAAUGGAAUAUUACGGUCAAUACAAAGCAAUGGAACACAACUGGUGAUCCAUGCAGUGAACUUGCGGUAGAUGAAGAUGAUGAGACCGCUUAUUUCCAUGACGAUGAUUACAAUCUCCUCGUCAAAUGCAACUGCUCUUAUAAUUCAAACUCAACUUGCCACAUUACCCAACUGAAAGCAAUCACUUUGGACAUUGUUGCUCCAAUUCCAGAAGAGCUCUAUGCUUUGACUUUCCUUCAAUAUCUGAAUGUGAAAAAAAAUUACUUGACAGGACCUAUCUCUGCAUCGAUUGGAAAUCUAACCAGCAUCAAAUACUUGGACUUGGGACACAAUGACUUAUCAGGGGAACUACCAAAGGAAAUUGAAAAACUCACCAAUUUGACAUUCUUGGGUGUUGGGACACUCAACCUUUCUGGUUCUCUGCCUCCUGAGAUGGGGUAUUUAAAAACAUUAAAAGAGAUUUACAUUGAUAAUUCUGGACUUAGCGGUGAGAUUCCACCAACAUUUGCUAAUCUAACAAACUUGGAAAUAUUUUGGGCAACAGAUAUAAACCUCACUGGCAGGAUACCGGACUUCGUAGGAGAUUGGACAAAGCUUACUAAAUUGAGGUUACAGGGAACCUCAUUUGAAGGUUCCAUACCAUCUUCACUGUCCAGAUUGACUCUUUUGACUGAGCUGCGAAUUACUGAUUUAACGAUUGCCAAUGACAACUCUUCUCUUGGAUUUAUCAAGAAUAUGACGUCUCUAGAAGUUUUAAUGCUGAGGAAUAACAAUAUUUCUGAUUCAAUUCCUUCCAACAUUGGAGAUUACCGAAAAUUGUUUCAACUGGAUUUGAGCUUCAACAAUUUGAAUGGACAAAUACCAGACUCACUAUUUCAUAUGAGUGAGCUUGCCGUCUUGUUUCUUGGAAACAAUAAGUUGAAUGGUAGCCUUCCUGAGUCUAAAAGCUCGUCUCUUCUCGUUGUAGAUUUGUCAUACAAUAAUCUAGUAGGCCAGAGCUUUCCGAGUUGGGUCAACGAACAAAGCCUAGACCUUAACUUGGUGGCCAACAACUUCAGCAUAGACAGUUCAAACAGCAGUGGUCUACCUUCAGGGUUGCAUUGCCUUCAAAGGGGCUUCCCUUGCCACCGUGAUAGUCCAGUUUACUAUAACUUCAUGAUUAACUGCGGUGGUCCUCAGGCUACGAUAUCCAAUGGGACUGUGUAUGAGAAGGACAUUGAGCCCCUUGGUCCAGCUACAUAUUAUGUGACUGACACAAACAGAUGGGGAGUUAGCAAUGUCGGUCUUAAAACACAGUUUGUAGCUGCAUCAUAUUUGACUGGGACCAACAUUCCAAAGUAUACAAUAUCCACUUCAUCUCCAAUCGGAAAUACUUCAGACCCUACGCUAUUUCAGAGUGCAAGGAUCUCUGCUUCAUCACUCAGAUACUAUGGCUUGGGUCUUGAGAAUGGAAACUAUACCGUGAAGCUUGAAUUUGCAGAACAAGCUAUCCUAGAUACCCUUAAAAGAAAAAGUCUUGGAAGACGUGUGUUUGAUAUAUAUAUCCAGGAUGUUCUUGUUGUUAAAGAUUUUGAUAUACGGAAGGAGACAAAUAAGACAUCUUUGCUAGCUAUUGAAAAGGUAUACAAGGCUCAGGUGGUUUCAGAGAAUUACCUUGAAAUCCAUUUCUUCUGGGCUGGAAAGGGGACUUGCUGUAUACCAGAGGAGGGUACUUAUGGACCUCUUGUUUCAGCCAUCAGUGCUACACCUGAAUUCAAACCUACCGUCAGCAACAAGCUGCCAAGUAGGAAGAAGAAUAGGACUGGGCUUAUUGUGGGAAUUGUUGUUGGUUGUGGAGUUUUAAUUCUGGUGGUGCUGCUUUUAUAUAUUGUUCAAGGAAGAAAGAGGCACAACACUGAUGAUGACUAUGAUGAAGAGCUGUUGGGAAUAGAUCUUGGACCUCUCACUUUCAGUUUUUCUGAACUGAAGGCAGCUACAAAUGACUUUAGUCCAGAUAAUAAGCUUGGAGAGGGAGGAUUUGGGCCUGUCUUCAAAGGUGCUCUAAAUGAUGGAAGAGUAAUUGCCGUAAAACAAUUGUCUGCAUCAUCCCACCAAGGAAAGAACCAGUUUGUGACUGAGAUUGCCACUAUAUCUUCUGUGCGACACAAUAACCUAGUAAAUUUGUAUGGAUUCUGCACCGAGGGAGCCAAACGGCUCCUUGUCUAUGAGUAUCUGGAGAACAAGAGUCUUGAUCAAGCAUUAUUUGGAAAAAGAGCCUUGCAUCUUGAUUGGCCGACACGUUUUGAUAUAUGCUUGGGCGUAGCUAGAGGUUUAACUUAUCUUCAUGAAGAAUCAAGGCUUCGAAUUGUACACAGAGAUGUGAAGGCAAGUAACAUCCUGCUUGACUCUAAUCUCAUUGCCAAAAUAUCAGAUUUUGGUUUGGCGAAGCAUUAUGAUGAUAAAAAGACCCACAUGAGUACUCGGGUUGCAGGAACAUUUGGGUAUCUUGCACCGGAAUAUGCUAUGCGUGGACACUUGACAGAGAAAACCGAUGUGUUUGCCUAUGGUGUUGUCAUUCUAGAAAUUGUCAGCGGUAGGCCAAAUUCUGAUCCAAGUUUGGAAGGCGAUAUGGUUUAUCUUCUUGAAUUGGCUUGGAACUUGCAUGAAAACGAACGUGAAGUUGAUCUAGUAGACUCUAGAUUAUUCGAAUUCAAUGAGGAAGAAGCAAGACGAAUUAUCAACAUAGGACUUUUGUGCACUCAAUCAUCACCAAUGCUACGACCACCUAUGUCUCGCGUGAUUGGAAUGCUUGCAGGAGAUAUUGAAGUGACUCCUGCUAUUUCAAAGCCCAGUUACUUGACAGACUGGAGAUUUGAUGAUCUAACCAGCCAAACGAAAUAUGGAUGUACUGGCACCAGUCUAGGAACUGAUACGUCAACUAGAGGAACUGACUUCAGCUUUUACCACUCAUCGGCAAGUACAAGCGUGAUGGGGGAUGCAGGGCAAUUACCUUCAAAUGCUACUCUUCCCAUACUCAAUAAUACUAAUGGUGAUGGUAGGUGAGUUUUGAAGGAAUAGGCUGAUCGAUUAUACCUCUAUUUUUCUAUUGAUACAUAUAGCUCUUGUUUCUUGAUCAUGUACAUACACAGUACUUUUUAUUCUUGAUGAUGUUGUAAAUAGUUAUGGCUAAAUCAUGUAAAUAGAUGAAGAGUGAUAUGUGCCUUUCACUAUAGAUUAGUGAUUGAUAGAAUUGUGUAUAGGAGUAAUUGACGUUGCUAUUAAACGUUGCCUUUUUGUAUACCCUAUGUACUCGUAUAUAAAUCUCAUAGUGAGAUGAAUAGAAGAUCAUCUCAUUCUUUGUGUUUAAA